Molecule: messenger RNA, 1145 nt
Organism: Vigna radiata var. radiata (mung bean)
Lineage: Eukaryota; Viridiplantae; Streptophyta; Magnoliopsida; Fabales; Fabaceae
Product: putative pterin-4-alpha-carbinolamine dehydratase
Exons: 6
Coding region: 34-585 (183 amino acids)
Biological process (GO): tetrahydrobiopterin biosynthetic process
Cellular component (GO): mitochondrion
Molecular function (GO): 4-alpha-hydroxytetrahydrobiopterin dehydratase activity
Source: RefSeq, a predicted model, not a curated record
CUUCGUAUUAAGCCUCUGUGCUGCUUCUACCAAAUGAAUCACCUUCUUCUUCUUUUUCGCCACCCUCUUCUACCUUUGUCUGUUGCCGCCGCCAAGUUAUCAUUACAACCCUUUUCCCAAACCUAUUACUCAUACACACGGAGAGGAAUGAAUUCUGAAAUUUUUCAUGGAGCCUCUUCACCUCUCACAACCGCUACAUUUUGCAUUACCAACAAAGACUUGUCAGCUAAGAAGUGUGUACCCUGCAAUACAAAGGACUUGCAGCCCAUGACCCAGGAUGAAGCACGCACUCUGCUUCCACAGGUUGCCGAUUGGGAUUUGGUAAACGAGGAUGGUGUAUUGAAAUUGAGGAGAUCAUGGAAAGUGAAGACUUUUACCAAAGGAUUGGAAUUUUUCAGGAUAAUAGGUGAUCUUGCUGAAGCUGAAGGUCAUCAUCCUGAUCUUCAUCUUGUUGGCUGGAAUAAUGUUACCAUAGAGAUUUGGACACAUUCUGUGGGUGGGCUGACCCAGAAUGAUUUUAUUCUCGCUGCUAAGAUGAAUGGACUUAAUUUGCAUGGCUUGCUUAGACGGAAGGCUUCCGACUGAGUUAUAAAAAGAAAUCCAAAAGAUUUUGCUUUUCUUUAAAACUAGGCCAUGGGCUAUCCUUCUAAUAAUUUGCUGCUACAUCAUCUGAGAUGUCAAUAACAUCGAAGUUUAGCUCGAAAUGUACAUGAUUGUAGUUGUCAAAGAGAACCAUAAAUUAGAAUGGUUAAGAGAAAGAACCAAAAUAAGGUAGACCAAGCUUCUCUUUGGCAUGAACUCAUAAAUCAAGAGUUUCACUUUUUGCUGAAUGUCACUGCCAAAUGUCUUACAAGACUUGUACUGAGGCUUCUUUGUUUUUAAACAGAACUUCAGUUUUGAUCUCCUGAGACUGUUGCUCAGUUCAUGGAAAGCCUCUUUACAACUCUCUUUGUCCCAUUGGCAUGUACAUCCUGAUAAGAAAUUAUUAGAACUACGUAAAAUGUGAACGACAAUGUAUGUGUAACAUAAUCAUGCCAAUUGUGCUUGUGUGCAAAGCCAACUCUAGUUUGUUGUGUCUUGCAAAGCCGUUCGUGCAAUAGCAUAUGCUUGAUGAAUCAAAUGUUGCAAUGUCAGUGUCUUCCGUC